This is a messenger RNA of Trichoderma virens Gv29-8, 345 nucleotides long. RefSeq lists its product as uncharacterized. Lineage: Eukaryota; Fungi; Ascomycota; Sordariomycetes; Hypocreales; Hypocreaceae. The annotation marks the transcript as partial. The record is from RefSeq and is a predicted model, not a curated record. The transcript has a single exon.
UUAGACAUCUCUGGAGCCUUCGACAUCGUCAUACGGAACCGCCUCAUCCUAAGACUCAGGGAGCAAAGCUGGCCUAUACUCUUUAUAAAGUGGGUCAAGUCCUUCAUAAGCGACCGCAAGGCACUGGUCCACAACGGAUACAGCACAACUCUCCCAAAAACGGAACUGGAAUACAGGGCCCCUCAAGGCUCGCCCAUUUCACCAAUCGUUUCUAUACUCUACUUCUCCCCCAUCCUAAAAAUCAAUAACCCCAACGUACGCUUCAGAUACACCGACGACGUAGCAAUCCUCGCAGUCGGGGCCGAUACUAAAGAGACGACCAGGAAACUCCAAUGGGAGCUUUAA